AUGUCCAAACGUACUGCACAGUCACCCCUUGUCAAGGACGAGUCGUCCAAGAAGCUGAAGGUGGACACCUGUGUUCAAUUACAACAUUUCACCGCCGCAUCGGAAGCUUCAUCUCCUAAAUCACCCUUGAGCAAUGUUGCAAUUACACGAGAAGGUUUUGCAUCACCGCUGAUAACUAAUAUUUCUAGAAACAGCUUAGUUAAGAAGUCGCCUACGAAGAAGACUCCCGCUAAGCAGGCUGCUCCUAAGAAGUCUGCUACUGGGGCUGCUCCAAUUGCCGACGUCUUUGAAGCCUGGACCCCUCCGCAGCCUGAGAUUCCCGAUCCCAGCCCACACUGGGGCGUCGUACCUACCAUGCGACGACUGAACAAUGACGAAAACUCUCGUCUUGUUCCUGAUCCGCUACCCCACCCAGACCAGCCUUCUGCACGUACAAGUAACGGUGCGACGAACCCGCCCAUGUGGGAAGACCUGGGUGCCCGUUUCCAGCGCGGCUCCCGAUACAUCAAGUACACCAGCGUGACUGUACCCGACAAUGCGGAUGACUUGCCCGAGACGAUUGACCAGGAAGAACUUCUCCAAAUCCGGCUGAUUGACAUGCGCCCCAAGAGCACCGUGGACCGCAAUCCGCGACGUGUGCCCAUGACCUAUCACUAUGGAGAUGGCCAGAAGGAUGAGACUGGUGAAAAAGGUAAGCUUGGACGUAAGCCCAAGGACUGGGGCAACAAGCAAGCUAUCAAGUGUUUGAAUGACCGUCGUACUCAAGCAAUCGGUCGCAUCACAAUGGACAAUGCCUGGACAUGUCAGGAGCGUGAGUACCUCGCUGAACUCUUUGAGGAGUUUCCCAACGCAUCCAUCUGGGAGAUUACCGCUCGCCAUAAUAGUCGCUUCCUGGGCGAGUUCAUGGGCGGUACAGGUGGUCUCAACUAUAGUUACCUCUCUUCUGGACGUACAGUCGAGAGCGUGCGCAACCAAUACAUGACAUACAAGCCUGCCUAUGACCGUGGAAAGGCACCGACUGGUAUUCGUCCUUCCCACAACCACUCCUUGGAGGCCAAAGAAGCGGCUCAGAAGUGGAAAGGCAAAGUUGCAAAGAAGUUUGGAUCACCGGACAAGAAACUCGAGGAGGCGUUUGACGCAGCCGAGGAGACAAAGCCCAGUAAGCAAGAGGCGGAAACUCAUCAGGAGAUUGUUAAGCAAACUGGUGAUGAGCUUCUUGAAUUGGCUGGGUACGAAGACUGGUACCAUAGCCAUCAGCCUACUGUCCAUACACCUUCUCAGACUUCCACUCCACCCACAUGGGAUUCCCCGCAGCCUACGGCCACGAACCAGGUAGCCGUCAUUGAGACAAAGGUCAAGACCGAGCACCAAGUUAUCGAGGAAGCUGUGGCCGAGGAUCAAAGGUUCGAGCACGUUACCACUCAAACUGUUGUCGAGACUGUGACGGAGGCUGUUGAGUCUGAGCAAGCUGCUCCCAUGGUUGAGCCUGAGAGGAAGCGAACUGCGUCAGAGGUGUAUAUUGAGAAGAUGCAGGCCAUCUCCGAUGAUUACGAUGCCGAUGAUGAUUAUUAUGACGCGGAAGAGGAAGAGGAGCUGUAA
Plenodomus lingam JN3 is the source of this 1599-nucleotide messenger RNA. RefSeq lists its product as uncharacterized. NCBI's taxonomy places the organism in Eukaryota, Fungi, Ascomycota, Dothideomycetes, Pleosporales, Leptosphaeriaceae. The record is from RefSeq and is a predicted model, not a curated record.